UAUUUUCUACCUUUCUUGUUAUAACAACAAUACUUAGGUUUCCAUUAAUUAUGCUGUUUACUACAUCUUAGAUUAUACUUAUGAUGACUCCACUUGCAAUUCCUUUGAAAUUGACUCUAUUUCCUGCCACUCAAACAAUGUUGGUUCUUCUGAUCAGUUGGUGAUGUUUCAAUUUCAUGAAAAUGAGGAGUUGUGUAUGGAGAUUUAAGCACUGGUCCAGUUUCAGGUGCGAAGAGGUUUCAAAAACCACUUUUAAUCCGGUUUAAAAUCCAGUUAUAAAUACCGAACCCAAUCCAAACUGUAAGGUUUCCUGCUCAUCUUACUCUGCUGCCACUGCAAUGGUUACUUACACGAAGGAAGAAGCGCCAACUUGCCAAAAAUCACUGUCAUCAGAUCCCAUAAAGGAGCAUUUGCAUCAACAUGAAGAGGCUUCAAAGUAUGAUCACAGGAUUUUGGGAGUGAAACAAGAGCUUAUUAUUCAUCAUGAGUGGAGCCCGGGAAGCUGGUUUUUUCUUCCACAUGGUGCUCGGAUCUACAACAAACUCAUGGACUUCAUUCGAAAUCAAUAUAGGGAUAGGGGCUAUCAAGAAGUUAUGUCCCCAAAUGUAUUCAACAUGGAUUUGUGGAUGCAAUCUAGUCAUGCAAAACAUCAUAAAGAGGAUAUGUUUGUCUUAGAGAUUGACAAACAGGAGUUUGGUUUGAAACCAAUGAAUUGCCCAGGGCACUGCUUGAUGUUUAAGCACAGGGUUCGAUCGUACAGAGAACUUCCUCUUCGCUUCGCUGAUUUUGGCGUUUUGCAUCGGAAUGAGGCCAUUGCUUCCCUGCAUGGAUUAACACAUACUAGGAGAUUUCAGCAGGACGAUGCACAUAUUUUCUGUAGGGAGUCCCAAAUAAAAGAUGAAGUCAUAAAAGCCUUGAACUUCAUGGAUUAUGUCUAUCAAAUAUUUGGUUUCACAUAUGAAGUGAAACUUUCAACAAGGCCAGAGAAAAUCUUUAAAGAUCUUGAAAUGUGGGAGAAGGCUGAAAAUGAGCUCAGGGAAGCUUUGGAUGAGUUUGGCAAGCCAUGGCAGUUGAAUGAAGGGGACGGUGCAUUCUAUGGACCGAAGAUAGACAUCAGUGUAUCUGAUGCAUUGAGUAGGAAAUUCCAAUGUGGAACUCUACAGCUUGACUUCCAGCUUCCUGAUAGUUUUAAGUUGGAAUUCUCAACUGAGGAUGAAGCCAAAAUUGAGAGACCUGUUAUGAUACACAGAUCCAUUCUAGGAUCUGUUGAAAGCAUGUUUGCCAUACUUUUAGAGCACUACAAGGGUAAAUGGCCCUUCUGGCUCAGUCCUCGUCAAGCAAUUUUGUGCCCUGUGUCCGAGAAAUCACAAGCUUAUGCUCUGCAGGUACGUGAUCAAAUCCAUGAAGAAGGGUACCAUGUAGAUGCUGAUACAACUGAUAUGGAGAUUCAGAAGAAGGUAGAAGAAGCUCGGUUAGCACAGUACAAUUACAUCUUGGUUGUUGGAGAAGACGAAGCUAAUACUGGACAGGUGAGUGUACAAGUCAGGGAUAAUGAAGAUCAUAGUAUUAUUAUGAGUAUUGAGAACCUGCUCAAACACUUCAAAGAUGAAGUUGCAGCUUUCCACUAAUUAUAUCUGUUUAUUUACCCAUCAAUAACUUUAUGUCAUGGAACUGAUAUUUGUUAAGGAGUAAAAAAAGAAAAUAGUUUCUUUUUUGGUAAAAAAAUACUACUUUUUUAAUUUUCAA
Cicer arietinum (chickpea) is the source of this 1746-nucleotide messenger RNA. Its product is annotated as threonine--tRNA ligase, mitochondrial 1-like. The record is from RefSeq and is a predicted model, not a curated record. Gene Ontology annotation, cellular component: cytoplasm; chloroplast; mitochondrion. Gene Ontology annotation, biological process: threonyl-tRNA aminoacylation. NCBI's taxonomy places the organism in Eukaryota, Viridiplantae, Streptophyta, Magnoliopsida, Fabales, Fabaceae. Gene Ontology annotation, molecular function: ATP binding; threonine-tRNA ligase activity.